AUGGAACUCCUAGUACAGGACGAAAGCGUUCGCCCAGGCCAACCGAUUCACACCAUAGCAACAACGGCCGACCGGCACCGGAGCGUCGAACAACCACAGCCACAAUCAACAACCAAAACCCGCCGCUCACACACGAAAUCUCGCGGCGGCUGCCUUUUCUGCAAAGCACGACGGAUCAAAUGCGGCGAAGAGAAACCCGCCUGUCAGAACUGCACGACGAGAUCGCGGGCGAAGACCUGCGAAUAUCCAUCGCCAAUAAUCAACCUCCACCACCGCGGUCCCCCUCGGACCCCUGUCCCUGACUCUCUUCAUGUCCCUGGGACUCCUACUCCUCCUCUACGCGCCUCGAUUUCCGCCGUGACAGACACUUUCACGCUUCGCGACUUACGUCUCUUCCACCACUUCCUUAGCUGCGCAUAUCCGUCACUACCCUUGGGCAACCAAUCAAUAUGGACCCACGAUAUUCCCCAGCUAAUCUUCUCGCACGACUACCUCAUGUACGCUCUACUAGCGCUGGGCGCUUCGCACCUACACACUUUAACCGCACCUACACAAGCACAUGACCAGCAUAACCAAACCGAUACGCACAAAGCACUGGCACAUAGAGGCCAUGCCAUCUCAGGACUGAAGAGGGCGUUCGAAAAGCAAGCCACGCAAGCUCAGCAGUCCCAUUCAAACGCGGAAUACGAUGCCAUGCUAGCGACCUGCUAUGUCCUGGCAUUUGAAUCCGCUCUCGUACCCAAUGGAAGGCUCGACUUCGCCACUUUUGUGCGAGGCUGCGCCAUCGUUACCGAAAAGAUCCAGGACCGGGGACGCGAGUCGAUAUUCAAGCUACCCCGAGACCUCUGCCAAUGUCCGGCGAAGACUGACGAAUCCACGGACAUCCUGACUACCUUCAACAUAGACCCUCGAUCGAGCCUCAACCAACUCCUAGAGGACGGAAUGACUGCCCUUGCCCCCCUCCAGGCUGAUAUAGCCCCCUACGAAGCGGAGAGAAACUUCUAUCUCGCAAUCUAUUCAACCUUCACGGCGCUGCAAAACUCCCCAAGUGCAGGCUAUACCCGAUUUCUCAGUUUCUAUGCCGUCUGGUUCAAACUUGCCGAUGACACAUUGUGUUUCACGCAAGAGCUGAUCAGUAGUGUCACUGCGCAGUUACUGUGGGCAUUCUUUCUCGGUUUACAACUCUUCAUUACACUGAUGGUCGAGGAGUCAGCUACUAGUAUUACAAAAGAUAACCCUGGGACGAUGCGGAAAGACGGAACGGUUGAGGAGUCAACCACAAAAGAUUACCUUGGGACAAAGAGGCGGCAAGACGAAGAAGUCAUGAUUAGGAGGCUGACAAAAAUGAUCGAAUGGCUAGACGCCCUCUCCCAAAACAUGCCUCCUGCCAUGUGUUAUCAUCUGCAGUGGUCAAAACGUAUGGCGAAGGCUUGCGAACGUCGAUUCAAGUUGGUCAGUCCAUCUCCGGCCAAAGUCCAUCAGAAGCUGGUGACCCUCGAACACCUCGACGUUCGUGGACAUAUCGUGAUCGGCAGCAUUCUCGACCUCUCAGCAAGCUUGUCGAAUUGGACCGAAGGAUUACUUGCACCUGACGGGACUCUCCGCGGAAUGCACGAGCGAGUGAUCCAAACUGCAAAUCCCAGCUCCGCAGUAGAACACGUAGAAUAG
Molecule: messenger RNA, 1668 nt
Organism: Exophiala xenobiotica
Lineage: Eukaryota; Fungi; Ascomycota; Eurotiomycetes; Chaetothyriales; Herpotrichiellaceae
Exons: 1
Coding region: 1-1668 (555 amino acids)
Biological process (GO): regulation of transcription by RNA polymerase II
Molecular function (GO): DNA-binding transcription activator activity, RNA polymerase II-specific; zinc ion binding
Source: RefSeq, a predicted model, not a curated record